AUGAAGUUCUCCUUCGUCCUCGCCCUCCUCCCCCUGGCCCUCGCCGCCCCCAGCCCCGCCACCGACGCCGACGCCGCCGCCGCCGCCACCAAGCAGCCCUGCUGCUCCGACUGCAGGCCCAACUACAAGGUCUGCCGCGAGGGCUGCUGGGACCGCGGCAUCUUUGGCUACUGCACUUACCAGUGCGUCAGCGACAGGACCCUGUGCAUCAACACCUGCAAGGAGUGCAAGGCCUAA
Trichoderma reesei QM6a is the source of this 237-nucleotide messenger RNA. RefSeq lists its product as uncharacterized. The record is from RefSeq and is a predicted model, not a curated record. The transcript has 2 exons. Bases 1 to 237 code for a protein of 78 amino acids. Lineage: Eukaryota; Fungi; Ascomycota; Sordariomycetes; Hypocreales; Hypocreaceae.